ACCCCCUCUCCCCUCGCUGCCCGGAUGCUGCCGCAGCAGUCUCCCCUCCCAGUCACUUCCCCCGUUUGACCUUUUUUUCUCAUAUUGCCGCCACGUGCGCCCACGGUCCUCCCCCCGCCGCCCCUCGCCCCUCCCGCGGAAAUCCCCAUGUCCAAUCAGCCCGACGUCCUGGCUGUUGCUGAUCCCUCCUUCGAGGGGGACUCCCCCUCGGUGGCGGUGGCGCAAAAUGUCCUGGCUGCCCUGGAGACCGAGGUGUCCGGUGACAAGUCGCAGCGCGCGCUCUUCCCCUUCGAGGAGGGGGGCAUCCGCAUGGGCCACAACAUGCCCACCGAGCAGCUGAGCCUGUGGGAAUCGAUCAAGCGGCGGCCGCACGCUUCGGCCGCCGUGGGCAUCCUCGUGGCGGGGGUCUUCUUCCUGACGGCACGCAUCUAUGUGCGCCAGGCGAUCCUGUACGCCCGGCACCGGCGGCGCUUCGAGAUGGACCUGCGCCACGACCGGGGGGUCUUCACCCCGGACGAGGCCGAGCAGCUGCACAUCGGCUUCGGUGUGGGCCGCAAGCUGGCCACCAUUGGCGGGCGCCAUUCCACCGCCGCCGAGAUGGUGGCCGACUUCAAGCAGUUCCCCGAUGUCCAGCUCCCCGGGUCGCAUCUGCUGCGCAUUGACCCCGUCACCGGGCGGACUGUCAUCGGGUCGGCCUUCAUUCGGAGCUCCUUCGCCCGGCGCAAGGUGACCGAGCGCUCGUCCGUGGACUUCUGAGCCUCCCCCGGGGCUCGACCGCCGUUGGACCGUCUCUUCCGCCUCCGCCUGUUCCCUGGGCUGGCCCCUGUGGCCUUUCCUAAUCCCCUCCCGAAAAAAAAAUCUAAAAAGCAAAUUAAAUGUACUCAUAUGCAGUAUCCCCCCCCCCCCCUCUUGCCCACUUGGCAAAGAAACAGACCAGGGAUGGCCC
Fonticula alba is the source of this 946-nucleotide messenger RNA. RefSeq lists its product as hypothetical. The coding region runs from base 148 to 756 and encodes 202 amino acids. The transcript has a single exon. NCBI's taxonomy places the organism in Eukaryota, Rotosphaerida, Fonticulaceae. The record is from RefSeq and is a predicted model, not a curated record.